This is a messenger RNA of Entamoeba dispar SAW760, 600 nucleotides long. Its product is annotated as GTPase_rho, putative. NCBI's taxonomy places the organism in Eukaryota, Evosea, Mastigamoebida, Endamoebidae. The transcript has 3 exons. Bases 1 to 600 code for a protein of 199 amino acids. Gene Ontology annotation, molecular function: GTP binding; GTPase activity. The record is from RefSeq and is a predicted model, not a curated record. Gene Ontology annotation, biological process: small GTPase-mediated signal transduction.
AUGACCACAGAGAAAAGAGAUGCAGACACCCUAAUUAAAGUUGUUGUUGUAGGUGAUGGAACAGUUGGAAAGACAUGUUUGUUAAUCAGUUAUACGAAGAACUCAUUCCCUAAAAAAUAUCUUCCAACUGUAUUUGAUAAUUAUCUUGCAAAAGUUCAAUAUAAAAAGCAAGAAGUGAUGAUGGAAUUAUGGGAUACAGCUGGUCAAGAAGAAUUUGAUCGUAUAAGACCCUUAUCUUAUAAAGAUACUGACAUAUUUUUAUUAUGUUUUGCAGUGGACAAUGAUCGUUCAAUUAAAAAUAUUACAUCAAAGUGGGUACCUGAAGUAAAACAUCAUUGCUCUAGCGGUAAACUUUUAGUUGUUGGAACAAAAGCUGAUUUGAGAAAUAGUGCAGAACAUCAAUUAAAAUUACAGCAAAAAGGAGAGUCAUUUGUUUCAGCUGCUGAAGGCCAAGAAUUAGCUGAAAAAAUUGGAGCUGUUGGUUAUUGUGAAUGUUCUGCUUUAACACAAGAAGGUCUUCACGAUGUUUUCAAUAAAGUUAUUGAAUCUACAUUGAAUGUUAAAGAUGUUAAGGAAAGGAAAAUGUGUUGCUUGCUUUAA